This is a messenger RNA of Durio zibethinus, 2054 nucleotides long. RefSeq names its product putative carboxylesterase SOBER1-like. Gene Ontology annotation, cellular component: cytoplasm. Gene Ontology annotation, biological process: protein depalmitoylation. Gene Ontology annotation, molecular function: palmitoyl-(protein) hydrolase activity; carboxylic ester hydrolase activity. The record is from RefSeq and is a predicted model, not a curated record. Lineage: Eukaryota; Viridiplantae; Streptophyta; Magnoliopsida; Malvales; Malvaceae.
UCUCUAUUUUGGAGCCUCACAUGAGCUUGUGCUAGAGUUAUUUUUUCUUAAAACCAUUCUCUUGAUGGACCAUCUCUCGGUUAGGGGCUUCUCUGUUGAUCAAAGUGGAACCUACAAAGCAGCCCUCCUUAGAUUGCUUUGAUUCGUCCAUAAUUUUACUAAUUUGAUGUGGCUGAUUUUUCUGUGAUUUAAUUCAAAUGUUCAGUAUUCAUUAGAAGAGAUCACUGAGCUCAGCUCAGUGCCAAAAUAAAUGAGAUGUCCAUCUGAUUCUUUCUAGCACGAUUAUUUCUUGAUUAAAGUUCCCAUUACUCUUGCUUCCCCUAUAGUCAUCGCAUAUCUUGUAAACCACUAAUAAAGGUGGAUUAAGCCAACAAGAGUGCUCCCCUGCAGAAGCAGCCAAGGAUGAGUUUCUUAGGUUAGUUUCAAAAAGUUGAAAGCUGGUGAAUGAUAUUUGCAUUGGUGCCAUAGAGCCUCAUUCAGAGCUUUUAGCACACUCCUGUACAGAAAAAAAAGCAUCAUGCAAGUUCAGUUCAUCUUAUUUCUUUUUGCAGCAGGGUCUUAAUUUUGUAUGGCAGUGCAGCCGAGGGCUAAAUGUCAUUAUUACUUAAACCAAGGGAAAAAAAUAUUACGUUCUCUUCCAGUGAAGGGUUAGAGAGGGAGUAACCUAAUAAAGAAAAUUUGACUUGAUUGAGCUCAUUGAUUCUAUUAAUAUUUUGUUUCAUAACUUAGAUCCAAUUCAAAAUGAAGCAAUAUUCUGAUAAGAAUGUAGAAGUACAAGAAUGCAAUUAGAAUUUCUACUUGAUAUUUAACACUAUAAUGAAUCCUACUAGCUUAAAGGCCAGCAUCAAAAUUUAGUCCUAACAAUUUUCCAAAAUAAUUUUGGAGAGGAAGGGGUCAUUUAUAACAAACUACUUACACAGGGCCCAGUGGGCUAGUUCGUUCGGUCGGAGCCUCCCUGGGAGGACAGGUAAGGGGCAGUUCUAGUCUUUUCACUUACAUUCCAAGUUGGCAAAAAUUACUGGGACAAAAGGGUGAGCAUGGGACGAUCAGAGAAAUGCAGCCUCUAUUGUUGAUAAAGCCGACAGUUCUACUUGCGGUGACCCUCGGUAGCACCAUCCUCUUCAUACUUUUUUUCCAACCACGCCACCUGUCUUCUUCUCGAAACCUCGAUUCCAUGGCUGCGCGAAGCUUUGUUCUUUGGCUUCACGGGCUAGGUGACUCUGGCCCUGCCAAUGAACCCAUCAAGACCCUCUUCAGGUCUCCCGAGUUCAGAAACACCAAGUGGUCUUUCCCUUCUGCUCCUGAAAACCCUGUCACCUGCAACUAUGGAAUGAGGAUGCCUUCUUGGUUUGACAUCCACGAGAUCCCUGUGACAGCUGAUUCUCCAAAAGAUGAAAGUGACGUUCUUAAAGCAGUUCAGAAUGUGCAUGCAAUGAUAGACAAAGAAGUAGCCGUGGGGACAGAUCCUAGUAAUGUUUUUGUGUGUGGAUUUAGUCAAGGAGGUGCCUUGACCUUGGCUAGUGUUCUGUUGUACCCUAAAAAGCUUGGUGGAGGUGCAGUCUUCAGUGGAUGGGUUCCUUUCAAUUCUUCAAUGAUAGAAAAAUUUCCAGAAGAUGCAAAGAAGACACCUAUUGUGUGGUCUCACGGAAUAGCUGACAGAACAGUGCUUUUUGAGGCUGGACAAGCAGGGCCCCCUUUCCUUGAACAAGCGGGAGUAACCUGUGAGUUUAAGGCUUAUCCUGGUCUUGGCCAUUCAAUAAGCAAUGAGGAGCUGUGGUUCCUCGAAUCAUGGAUCAAGACUCGUCUACAAAGUUCUUCAUAGAGGUUUGAUUAUCUUGAGAGCUGUAUCUAAUUAUCGUCAUUGGUUUGUAGUGGAAUUGUCAAUUAAUUAAAUGCUAUAGUAUAUGGAAGAGUGACUUGUGAGGAUAUUUUUCAUAUUUUGAUAAUUAUAAGUUGAGAGUCAACUUCUGUAUUGUUGCUUUAUUUAAAACAAAAGUUUCUAAACUUGGAGUACAGAGAAGGGUGUAUGAUCUAACCGCUUCCCUUUCAUAGCA